UAAAUUAUUAACUUUAAUAUUUCAGAAAGAUGAGUUCUACUCCGACCCUGCUCCGGGUUAAGCGACGAAUAACCGAGGACCCGACGGACAUAUUCGUUCUCUCCGCCAAGCGUCUUAAAUCCAGCUCUGAGGAUGGAACGGUUAAGAUGUUAAAGUUGGCAGGAACUGUGGAGCAAGGAGAUGAAGAUAAGCUGAACCAAACUUUGUCUAGAAUCAUCAAUAAAAAAAAUGUUCCCAAUUUUGCCGAAUUAAAGAACAAGUAUAAGCAGAGUACGAAGGAGAAAAGUAGUACGGAGAACAGAACUAAAGAGAAGGAAAAGGAGAGGAAUAAUGAUAGAUAUAGAGUUGUUAACACUAACAGAGCAAUCAGGAUUGAAGAGCUUGAAGCCUGGUCUGAGGAAAACAGUGAUAAAUCUCCGGAUCAAGAGGAACCUUUAUAUCAUCUUUACGAUAUAGUUCAACAUCAGGAUGAAGAGAAGGAGGCUGCAGGUGGAGAGAAGCUGAGCUGUAAUGGUGUUGAGAUGAUCCGUGAGUAUGUAUCUAAGAGUUCUGAUGAGAACUAUGUGUACGACGUAUACUAUGCUGAGGGGGAUGCUCUGGCAGAUUUUGAUGAUUCUCUACUGGAUGGAUUAGUGUCUCUUCAACCUUUCAAUUCAGGAACAGAGUUUAUGUAUGAUGAGUAUAGAGAUAAUCCUAUGGAGGAUCGGUAUGAUGACGACGAGGACAGUAAUGACGAGGACAACGAGGCCAACGAUUACCCUGAAGAGGAAGAUGAGGACGAGGAUGAUUAUGAAAGAAGUUUCGGAGAUUACUCUGAGAACCUGGAUGUCCGUGUCCGGAGCCUGCACAUGAGAGCGGAGGAGGAGGAGGAUCUCAGCUCCGAGGACGAGGAUAAACUUCUCUAUACACAAGCAUUUGAGGAGGACGCGUCCCGACACGGAAGUAGUUAUGCAAGGUUCAAACAGAGGAUGAUGAAGGAGUUCCAAGAGGAGGAUUUGUUAGAGGACUCAGAAAAGGACGAGGAUAGUGAUAGUUUUGAUUAUUUGUAAUCAUAAAAUAGUUUUUUCUUAUCUCGAUAAAUCAAAUUAAUCUUCGGAAAAAUACACAAAUCAAUAACUGAAUAUUAUGCAAGGUCAAUUUGUCAUAAAACAGAGUGUCUAAUUGUUAUUUUUUAAAUAUUCUGUACACAAAACUUAUUUUCUUAAAUUAUGGUCGCUUGUCAACACUUUAGAGCCAGUACUAUGUUAAAUGUCUAUGCAAUAUGCCAUCCAUUACUAUUCAGUUUUUUAAACAUGAAUUUUAAACUAAUUUUUGAUUCCUAAUCUUUUAAAUCUAACCUGACCCUGCAGUUAAUCUUGAAACAACAUAAUCCGGAAUAUCUCCGACAUAAUCCAGAAUAUCUCCGACAUAAGCCGGAAUAUAUCUGAAAAAUCUCCGACAUAUUCCGGAAUAUCUCAGACAUAAUCCGAAAUAUCUCCGACAUAACCCGAAAUAUCUACGACAUAAUCCAGAAUAUCGCCGACAUAACCCAGAAUAUUUCCAAUAUUUCAGAA
Eurytemora carolleeae is the source of this 1553-nucleotide messenger RNA. It is a transcript of the gene fs(2)ltoPP43, whose product is annotated as probable RNA polymerase II nuclear localization protein SLC7A6OS. The record is from RefSeq and is a predicted model, not a curated record. The transcript is spliced from 6 exons. Bases 30 to 1049 code for a protein of 339 amino acids. Lineage: Eukaryota; Metazoa; Arthropoda; Copepoda; Calanoida; Temoridae. Gene Ontology annotation, biological process: developmental process.